AUGGCUGAUCAAACCCAAAAACUCCACAUAGCCAUGCUCCCAUGGCCAGCCUUUGGUCACAUGAUUCCAUUUUUAGAUCUUGCCAAGAACAUAGCCCAAAAAGGUCAUCGGGUCUCCUACCUGGCCACCCCUAGAAACAUUCAACGCCUCCCAAAACUCCCUCCAUAUUUAGCUGAUUCAAUAACUUUGGUGCAACUCCUUUUACACAACGACAACAGUCUCCCUGAAAAUUCAGAGGCCACUAUGGACAUCCCACCCCAUAAUAUGCUAGACCUUAAAAGGGCUUAUCAUGAUUGGAUUAUUUACGACAUAUUUGCUUACUGGUUACCCCCAAUUGCUGCUAAGCUAGGAAUAUCUAGAGGCUUCUUCAAUACUAACAAUGCAUGGAACAUGUCUUUCAUUGGUUCAUCAAUACCGGAGAUAAAGGCCAAAUAUGAUCCACCAACUAAGCCAGAGGACAUGACUGUCCCUCCCAAGUGGGUAACCUUUCCUACCAAUGCGACAUUUCGACUAUUCGAGGCUAAGGAUUAUUUUUUUUACAAGUCCUCCAAUGAUUCAAAUUUUACUGAGCAUAAUUUAGCGGUGUCAGGUUGUGAAGUGAACAUUGUUCGUAGUUGCGUGAAACUUGAACCUGAGUGGUUGAAACUCCUAAAAGAGCUUCACCAAAAGCCUGUUGUUCCGGUGUGCAUAUUGCCACUCACAAUGCAAGUUCGUCGACAUGACCACAAAGAUGAUACUUGGGAUACAAUUAUUGAGUGGUUGGACAAACAAGAAAAAGGGUCUGUUGUUUAG
This is a messenger RNA of Quercus robur (English oak), 792 nucleotides long. Its product is annotated as putative UDP-rhamnose:rhamnosyltransferase 1. Lineage: Eukaryota; Viridiplantae; Streptophyta; Magnoliopsida; Fagales; Fagaceae. The coding region runs from base 1 to 792 and encodes 263 amino acids. The record is from RefSeq and is a predicted model, not a curated record. The transcript is spliced from 2 exons.